Molecule: messenger RNA, 6650 nt
Organism: Bactrocera oleae (olive fruit fly)
Lineage: Eukaryota; Metazoa; Arthropoda; Insecta; Diptera; Tephritidae
Source: RefSeq, a predicted model, not a curated record
UGUAAACAAUCGCUUGACUUGUGCUGACUGUGCGGGCUUUAUGUGAGAAAACAAGUCCUACUUACAAGUUGCAAACUUAAAAGCUUUCAUACACUCAGCUUCUAACGUUUUAAACUUGCACUGGCGCUUUACCUGCAAUAUAUUUAGUAGUUGUGAGAUGUAGAAGUGCCUAAGCCUUUUAUAAAGAUACAAAUAUAUCUCAUUGUUGUCUGGCACUCACUAUUACUUAUGCUUUUACGAUAAAGCUGAGAUCGAUCGAAUUGUCUGCUGUGAGCAUGAGUACUACAAACGCUCUCCUUGUUGUUACAAACAUAGUAUAUGUAUAUAUAUAUAUGUGUGUGUGUGUGUUCUUGUAAGAGUUUGCGCGUGUGCUGUUGGCCCACCUUUAAGUAGUGCUGCUGCUCAGCAGUGUAUGGCCAGGCCGUCUAGCGACCAGCGUGUUGACCAAGUUACAGUUGAGUUUUGAACUUGGCAGCGUGCGGUUGUGCCUUUCGCUUUGUUUGAAUAUCUACGUUACGUUUAUUUAAAAAUAACUGCAAAGUGUGUAAUUUUAGGUGAAAUAUAGUAAGAAACGGUGAUUAAAAAGCUCUCUUCGCUUGCUAAAAGCAAACUUAAGCAAAAUUGGGUGUUGUCAACAAAAAUUACAAUAACAAUAAUAAGGCAUAGCGGUACGGGUGAAGGCAGCAAAAAUGGAGUCCGAAGAAAUAACCAAAAUGGUCGACGGCGUUUAUAAGAAUAUACUAGAGAAAUUCAAUCCAGGUGCGCGCCAACUUAUUUCCUCCGGCAAAGGUUAUUUGAAGGCUUUGCAUGGUGCUGCAUCUGCGUCACGCCUUUUCAAUGAAGCAUUAGCCAAGCUGGCAAUGAAUGCACAACAAAGUGGAACCAGCGAUAUUGGUGCGGCAUUGAUGAAUGUUGUCAGCGUUUACAAAGAAAUUCAAGAGCAACAAAUGAAUAUUUUAAAAGCUUUCUAUGUUGAUUUAUUGGUGCCAUUGGAAACAAAUUUGGAGAAGGAUACAAAAGUUGUGCAACAUGAACAAAAGAAAUUCUUACAGCAGCACAAAGUGCGUAUGGAGAGUUAUCAGAAGGCCGUCUCCACGAUGAAGAAACAGCGUAAGAAAAAGGCCAGUGCGGAAAAUACAGAAAAGGAGUUGAGGAAUCUACAAAUACUGGAAGAUCAAAAGAAGAAGUUGGACGCAUUCUGCGAACAAAGCUACAAAAAUGCCAUGACACAGGAGCGCCGUCGGUACGGUUUCGUGUUGGAGCGUCAGUGUUCCAUAGCCAAGCACUGGAUGGCCUAUCACAGCACUGGCAAGUUGGUAAUUGAUAACAAUUUGGAAAAUUGGCAAGAAAUUGCCACUACACGUGAAGUGAUACCGGCGGCAGCAGUAUAUGAAGCGGGCGGUGGCGGCAGCUACAGCCAUGCCAGCGCUGGCAAAAGAAUGGAGCGUCUCAAAGAUGGUGAGGACAUGCAUGCUGUUGGCAAUUCGUCUUCUUCGCAGCUUAAGAAAUCACGCAGCGUGGACGCGCCCUACGGCGAUAUGCGUACCUUGCAUGAGAGUAAUGUCAGUUAUACGCAAAACUCGUUGCCGCGCGCCAAAUCCGAUUUCAAUCUAACAACAACGACGAACUCGAACGAUCAUGUCGAUCAUGGUCAAUGGGACCAACGCCCCGUCGUGAAGGCGCUCUACGCAUAUAUGCCUUCAGGUGAGAAUCAGCUGCCGUUCGAGGAAGGCGAUCGCAUAGCUAUGGUCGGCAGUAAGGCCAAAGGUUGGCAAUUCGGUGAGAAUUUACGCACGCAAAUGUUCGGCUGGUUCCCCAUCGCCUACACUAAUGCUGAGGGCACGGGUGAGCGUGAAAAGUAUCGUGCAAGCGAACGCCAUAUCGAACGUAGUAGCGAUCGUUAUGAGAAUGUGCAUUAUGAGCGUAAUGGUGGUAUGCGCAAUUAUCAUGAUCACUAUAUGUCUGAGGCACAUAUGGAUCCUGCUAUGGAGAGCGAUUCGACAUACCGCCGACGUAACAAUAGCGCCGAGGAAUCAUCGCCAACACGCAUGUUCGGUGACACUUUAAGAAAUCAAAAAAAGUACCGCGCAACAGCUGGUGGCAAUCCACGCCCCGGUCCACCACCAACACUCCCUGCACCAGUGCCAUCGAAUAGUCAGAGUCAAAGUGCCAGUCGUAUUUUGAAUACAUCGCAGAGUUUUUGUGGCGCUUCCAAUGGCAUACCAUCUGUGGUGGAGCGACGCAAGCAACACAAACUGCAAAAUGGACCACAAGCCGCGCAUAAUCGUUCAAUUCUUUCCGCCAAACAACAGUCCACAUCGAUGAGCGCUGGUGGCAGUCAAAUGAAACCCGCCGCGGCAGCUAAGACUUCAUUGCAUAGCAGCAAUGACAGUGGCUUUGCCAAUGAGCCGCCACCACAACCUGAAGUCGACUACUCGGAUGAAGAACAAACGAGUCGUGUGCCAAUACGUCGUCGUGCUGACACUAACUCGCACGUCUCACGGGAUGUUGCUUCAUGGACGUUGAAUCGCAAUUUCCGUAACAGUGUCGAUAGCCAGAUCGACGAUAAGAGCUUGCACGGACUGAGCCGACGUAAUACGAAGAUGCGUUAUGAUCUUAUUGCCAGUGAUGAUGAAAUACUGCAGGCUUCUAGUAGUGGCAUAAAGCGCACUAAAUCGUUUUGGAAAUUCGGUGGACGCCACGAAGAUAUAUUGGCUGGCAUGUCGCUCUGGCAGCAUCGGGAUCUAGUGGCGGCACCAAACCUAGAAGCACUACGCACGGACAGUCCACAGAAUAAGGAGAAUGGACAUGCGGAACACGAAGAUGAGGCUGAAGGCGAACGUGAGCAAGAGCAUGGACGUGAGAAUGCACGCAAUACAAACGAUAAGAACGGUACACUAACAAAGUCACAUUCUAACAAUUCAACAUCGUCGGCGGAGAAGUACCGUAACGACAGUGUAACUAGCAUGGAAGCAUACGAUGACGACGAAAAUAUAUAUGGCAUGAGCCCAGUAGUAAAGCGGGAGAAUAUAAUUGUGCAGAAUCGCAACUCGAUGCAAUCAAAUGCGACUACAAUGCGUGCCGAAUAUACACCAAAAUCGCGCAUGAAAAUUAUGAAAACAAUCGAAAUCGACAUUGAAAAUCCAACAGAGAGCGAACGAUUAAGCACAAUCAAGCGUGGGCAAAAGGAAUAUCAGAAAGAAUAUCGUGAAAGCACAGGUAUGUUGCCGCAAGUGAAUAUGAACACGAUGCGCGCUAAUGCGCAUGCGCGUAAUGAACAUGACAGUAAAACCAAGGCUGGCAUGAGCAGCGGCAUGCAGUCGUCGCGUAAUACGAUGAGCAACAGCCAUAAGAAACAUCAGACGAACAACGUGGAUGCGAACGCUGGAAAGCAUGCCAAUCUGCAACAUAUGAAAUCGAACGGCAGCGGCAGUCAAACGCAGUCGCGAGCCAAGCAACAAGAUUUUCCACACUCCACAGAGGAUGAGGAGGGUGACAGCGAUGACAAUGGCACGCUCAAGAUGAGUGACGUUAACAACUUUUUCGACGAUAUCUCACAUGAGAACACCACUGGCGGCAUGAUAAUGAAAACAGUUAAGCGCAAAGAUAUACUGAAGCAAUACUACACCAGCGAGGACGAGUCCGAUGAUGUUGAGAUCAAAUCCACAAGUUCGGAUCCUUACGACUGCAUAGUGAUCAACGAUCAUUUGGUGCGUAAGGAUGAGAAACAACGCCGCCAACUGCACAAUUCCUAUCAGGAGCACCAAAUGGAGUUUCAAACAUUUCGCGCAACAACAACAUCAGCCAUGCCACAAGGUAACAAAAAGAAUAAAUUGAAUGGCGGUGAACAAAGGAAUGGCAAUGGUGUAGCAUCGAGCGCUGGCAAGUCAAAGAAACAUCAGGAGCUGCAGGACAACGAACGAGAGCGUGAACGUGAACGUUAUAGCAUGAAUAACAGUUCUACGCUGACACGUAAUUCCAAUGCGAACGCAAAUUCAGCGAUGAACACACCGACAGCAACAAUACUGCCACGCACGCGUCUCAUGAAAUCGAGCAAUAUGACAAGUAUGACUUUGGAACGUGCAUCCAAAAAUAAAACACGCGAAAAUGGUCAUAUCAGUGGUGGCGGUGGUGGGGGUGGUAGUGAUAAAGAUAAAAAUCAUUAUGGUAAAACAUAUGGACCGUGGUAUGAUUUUUGGGAUCAACAAGAUCAGCAUACGCUUGUGAGCCAAAAGUCUAUGCACAAUGGCAAAAUGUGAAAUCAUAUUUUGUAGGGUUAAAAUUUUUUUUUAAUAAAACUUAUAUAUAUUGGUUUCAUAAGUAUAUGUGUGUAGAUGAAAGAUUACUGUUAAAAUAUAUUUUAUAAAUGCAACGCUUAGCUGGAGUAAAAUUGAAUGGUUAUAGCAGAAAAAAAAUUUAGUAGUGCUCCAAACAUAAAUUUUGCAACAAUGUUGCACAAAAUGUUGCUAAGAGCUUGUGAAACAAUUUCCGCAUUUCGUUUUGUUGUAUGGCACAUGUUGAUACUAUAUUUGCAUAUAGUUAUUUUAUUCAUCGAAAAAUUCAUAAUUUUUGUCUCGUAUAUAUAUGUAUAUAUGAAAUUUCAAAGCAACACUAUUCUAAAUGCAUGUUGCCAUAAAAAUUUUUUGGUAAUACCUGAUAUGUAAUAGUAAAGAAUAGCUUUCAAUACAUUACAGUCUUUCAGUAAAAAUUCGAGAUAUUUAACGAUAAAUUGUAUACAACAUGACAGGAUUACUGUUACUUAUAGUAGCGGUUAUUUCAUCUCAAUAGCGCAGAAGCGUGAACAUUUCUGUGUCAUAUGUUGCUGGCAGCAUUUAAUCAUAAUUGAUGUAUUUAUAUACAUAAGUCGUCAAAAUAUAUGAAAUGUGUGCACAAAAUAACGGGAUUUUUCGUUUUUUGAAAAAAAAAAUUUUCAUUUGUCUACAUUAACGUUAUUGUAUAGCAUACAUAUAUAUAUAUAGAUAAAAGGCGCUUUGUAUUUUCAAUAUUUUAUUUAAAAAUUUAAAUUUGUUUUUAAAUUACGCACAAAGCACACAAAAAUCAAAUACGGAUAUCAAACUUAAUUUAAAUACUUUUUCUUUGAAAUGAAAAGUUUAGCAAAAAUUAUUGCAACCUAGAAUGAUAUAGGGAAAUUGCGUAGACAAGGCUUAGCGCCUAAAAUCAUGCCACGUAUAACUAUUUGCUUUUUACAAACAAACAUAAAACAUAUUUCCAAAUUAUGCUGUUUGCUAAAUGUUGCUUAAAUGUUCAAAAAAUUAUAUUUAUUUAUAUAUCAAACAAUAUUAAGUUCCACUUCAAAAUUUAUUUUUAGUUUCAUAAUUUUUGUUUGCAUUCCUGCAUCAGUACUUGCCAUCGCUCGCAAAUGUUUUUAAAUUCGCUCAUCAAAUGUGUGCUUAUUUCACAAAUAAUUGGCCAUUUAUUUAGCAGCAUUAUAAACUAAACCCUUUUUGAACUCUAUAUAUUUCCUUUUUCUAUGUGUAUUUCUAGAAAGGGUGGUGCCUACCGAAAUAUUUACAUAGACUUCUAGACCAAGUAAUACAUAUACUGUUAACACACACACACACACACCUAAAACAUCAACACAAACUUUUAAUCAAUUUUCUACACAACACACUAAAACAACAAGAAUGAACAGACAAUCUGGCAGCACUGCGUUCAAAUGCCUAAAAACUCAAACAAGUACACGUUUCUAUUCCAAAAAGUAAACGAUAACAACAACACCUUGUGUAUUUGUUUGUAACCUUGUAAGCCGAAGUAUGUAUGUAUGCAUUCUAAGUAUAUUUAAAUAGUUUAUAAAUGUGUAUAGAACAGUCUAUUCAACAAUGCUAUUUGUAAACCUGUUUUCGCGCAUUAGAAAACAGCGCUAAAAUUACAAAAAUAUAUCUGUAUGCAUAAUUCUAUUUCCUUAUCUAUGUAUAUUGUAUAUAAAUGGAAAAUCUGUUGGUCUUCUCAUAGUUAAAAUUUUGAAAGAAAAUAUGUGUUUGCCAUUGCAAAUUAAAAUUACGAUAUGUUUUCUUUAUUUGUUUUUAUUUUCCAUCUGUCACUUUUCUUAACAUGUACCGUUAUGUAUAGUGCAUGCCAAUUUGCCACAGUCAAACUGCGUCACACCAAAACUAACGACCGUUCGGCUCCAAUGAUUUAUCGGAGCAUAAAUAAAUAAUAUAUAAUUUUAAUUUAAUUGAGUUAGUAGUUUAAGCAUACAUAAUAUUUCAUAAAAAAUAAACAUGCAUAAAAAUUUACUAUAUAAAUAAAGAAAUAUAAUAAAUAAAUAAAUAAACAAGUAUAUAAUAAAUACACAUAUAUACAUAUUGACUUGGUAUAAUUUGGUUUAUUAUAAGAUUUAUGCAUAUGCAUGUGUUAUACAAGUUGAUAUAUAUUGCAAAAGUAUUUUUUUAAUUUUAUUUCAUGUUUUAUUUUUAUUCCUUAUUUUUUUGUCUUAUAGAUAUGUAAGUAUAUAAAAUUAUUUGCUGCAAAAAUAUUUGUUACCGUGUAUACUUUUAUGUAAUCGUUUAUUAUGAAUAAAAUAUGAUUUUUUAAAUAAACAUAAAGCAAACUUUUAAUUCAGUUUUUAAAAGAUAUUAAACCUUUUUUAUAAUACCAUAGCUAUAAUAUAUCCGAAAAUACUGUGCACC